This is a messenger RNA of Drosophila novamexicana, 2807 nucleotides long. It is a transcript of the gene Vha100-3, whose product is annotated as V-type proton ATPase 116 kDa subunit a. The record is from RefSeq and is a predicted model, not a curated record. NCBI's taxonomy places the organism in Eukaryota, Metazoa, Arthropoda, Insecta, Diptera, Drosophilidae. Gene Ontology annotation, molecular function: proton-transporting ATPase activity, rotational mechanism; ATPase binding. Bases 95 to 2707 code for a protein of 870 amino acids. Gene Ontology annotation, cellular component: plasma membrane; vacuolar proton-transporting V-type ATPase, V0 domain; vacuolar proton-transporting V-type ATPase complex. The transcript has a single exon. Gene Ontology annotation, biological process: vacuolar acidification; proton transmembrane transport.
AAACUCUAACCCAAACCCAAAAUAUUAGAUUCUCGAUACACAACAAACGUUUUUUUUUUUUACUCUUUUAGUCUUCUGCUCCACCAUUUGCAAUAUGGCUUUCUUUUGCAGCGAGGAGAUGGAACUGUACCUGCUGCUGCUGCAUGUGGACAACGCCUUCAAUUGCCUAAUGGAGCUGGGCCAUCAUGGUGGACUGCAGUUCAACAAUGUAUACGACGAGGAUCAUAUCCUGAACGGCUUGUAUACCAAGAAGGUGCAGCUGUGUCACGAGCUGUUGCGCAUUGUCGAAUAUCUGCAGGACCAGUUGAGCAGUCUGGAUAUGAGAGCGACAUUCUAUGCCGACGUCGAUACAGAGCAUCGGCCACGCGAAUCCUAUAUACCGACAUACGAGUUGACAUUGCGUAGUCAGCAUACGGAAAUUUUUUCCGUCAUGGAGCACUUUAAUACGCUGGAAAAGCGUCAAAACUAUAUGACAGAGAAAAGUUUUGCCCUGCAGAAAGCAAGCAAGUUUCUCUCCUCCGAUGGGAACAGUGGAUCCCAGCUGCUCUACUCGGAGAGCACAAUUGUCGGCUUGUUAAAGGAUCAGUCUGAAGCGGAUCCGCUCGGCUUACAGCUCAAUUAUAUCUUGGGUAGCAUCAAUGUGGAAAAGUUUCCAGCGUUUGAGCUGAUGCUUUAUCGCAUGUUUGGCCGCAAUCUGUUGAUACGACACGCCCAAAUUCCCAUGAAGAUAAUGGAACAAGUGGGACAUCAGCGUCAAAUGGUGCAUAAACAUGUUAUCCUGCUGAUGACCACAUCGGCGAGCAUACGACCCAAAUUGCUCAAGUGCUGUCAGGCGUUUCAUGUGACCAUCUUUGAGUGCCCCGAGAAGCCCAGCCAGCGUGCGCAGAUGAUCGCUCAGCUAAAUCAGGAUAUACGCGAUCUGGAUGUGGUGCUCAAUGAGACCCGUUCGGUGCGCAAACGCAUAUUGAGCACUGCGGCCAACGAUCUGUUCAUAAUACGCAUCAAUUUACGUAAAUCCAUAAAGGUCUACGAUCUGCUCAAUCGCCUAUAUCCAGUCGGCGGUCCAGAGCAUCAAAAGUAUCUGCAGGCCGAAUGCUUUGCACCCAAAUCACAAGUAAAUGGGGUACGCGAUGCUUUGAACCGUGGCAUGUUUGUUCCUCAAGGCGAAGAGAUGAUCUCCUCUCCACCGAUUCUAUUAAAACGCACUCGCAAACAGCGACACAUACCGCCCACAUAUUUCGGACUGAACAAGUUUACAAAUGGCUUUCAGAACCUAAUUGAUUCCUAUGGCAUCGCGGACUAUAGGGAACUCAAUCCGGCACCAUAUACGAUUAUUACGUUUCCAUUUCUGUUUGCCAUUAUGUUUGGUGAUCUGGGUCAUGGCAUUAUAUUGACAUUCUUUGCCUGCGCCCUGAUCUACCAGGAGAAACGCAUCGAAGAAUUGAAACGGACGAAUCAAAACGACAAUGAGAUACUUAAUAUUUUAUUUGCUGGCCGAUAUAUUAUUUUGUUGAUGGGCAUAUUUUCAAUAUAUAUCGGGUUUAUCUAUAAUGAUGUCGUCUCUCGGCCGAUGAAUCUCUUUGGCUCCAGCUGGUCGUGUGUCUAUAAUGAGACCACAAUUAUGACCCUGACCACCGAUCUGGCAUUCAAUCCAAACGAUCCCAAAUUCUAUACGGGCCAUCCAUAUCCGUUUGGUGUUGAUCCCGUUUGGAGUAUCAGUGGCGAGGAUUCGAUAACCACAUUCAAUUCGCUCAAAAUGAAACUGGCCAUCAUUCUGGGCAUUGCACAGAUGAUGUUUGGCCUCACCUUGUCGGCUGUUAAUUGCAUCCACUUGCAUCGCAAGGCCGAUUUAUUUCUGGUGGUUUUUCCAAUUUUCGUAUUUAUGAUCUGUCUGUUUUGUUAUCUCGUUUUUCUCAUAUUUUUCAAGUGGCUGAUGUACGGCGGGUUGAAGCAGGCGCCCUACAACUCGGCCUGCGCGCCAUCCGUGCUGAUCACCUUCAUUGACAUGAUGCUAAUGAAGACUACGGCACUGGAGGUGAAGACCUGCAAUGUGGGCAUGUUUCCAUAUGAACGUCUAUUGGAAUAUAUCCUGGUGUUUGUGGCCUUUGCCACUGUGCCCGUACUGCUAGCCGGCAAGCCCAUCUAUUUGACCCGGCGCCAAAAACAGCUCACCAAGGAGAUCGAGAAACAGGAACCCGAUAUGCAUAAGAACAGCCAUAAUACCAUACAGGAGAUGCGCUCCUCGCUGCGCUAUUCCGUUGAGUUUCAGAACGAGGAUAACCGCGGUUCGGGACCCAAGCUACAUACCGUCAACGAUGCCCUUGAAUUUGAUAUGACCGAAAUCUGGAUACACUCCGGCAUACACACCAUUGAGAGCGUCCUGGGCUCGGUCUCGCACACCGCCUCCUAUUUACGUCUCUGGGCUCUCUCGCUGGCCCACAGCCAGCUGUCGGAUGUGCUCUGGAAUAUGAUUCUCGAGAAGGGUCUCAAAAAUAAGUUACCCAUUUAUGUGGCAGUACCCAUACUGGCCGUGUCCUUCUUUAUUUGGGCCAUACUAACGGUUGCCAUAUUGGUCAUGAUGGAGGGUCUGUCGGCUUUUCUGCACACGCUGCGCUUGCAUUGGGUGGAGUUUCAGUCAAAGUUUUUCAAUGGAGCCGGUGAGCCGUUUCGCAGCUUCUAUUUUCCACCCUCCACUAUACGUAGUUAAAAAUGGGUUUCAUUCGGUCCGGUUAUGCUUGGAUGUGGUAUAUUUAUAUUACAUAAAUAUAUAUACAUUGUAGGAACAUGUAGUUAAAUAAACUAAAGAG